AGGAAUAAAAUAUAAAAACGUGUACCUAUGUUUAAUAUAAUUUAAUAAAAUAUUUUUACAGCUCAUAAAUCAAAAGUAGAAGAAAAUUUUUUUUUCAAUGGCUUUCACUCCAGGAUCAGCUGUAUCUCCGUCGGUAGAUAUUGAAUUAUCUUUGGCAUGCAGGGGUCUAUCUGGUACAGAUGUUUUAUCCAAAUCGGAUCCUAUGUGUGUAACUUAUGUACAGCCAUUUGGACAAAAAAAAUGGAUUGAAUUUCACCGUACUGAAACUGUUAAAAAUAAUCAAAAUCCAAAUUUUGUUUCCAAAGUGUUGAUUAGCUACAUAUUUGAAGAAAAACAACCACUAUUGUUUGAAAUUUAUGAUACAGACUCGAAAGAAAAAGAUUUAUCAUCACAUGAUUUUCUUGGAACUUUUACGACUAAUUUGGGACAACUUGUUGCAAACAAACGUAACAAGUUACAGUUGAUGGAUCGUGAUGGUAAUUUAAAAAGUAGUUAUUUAGUGAUAACAGCAGAAGAAUUAGGCACAGAUAGAGAUGAAAUAAUAUUAGAAUUGAGUGGAUUUAAAUUGGAUAAAAAAGAUUUUUUUGGUAAAUCUGACCCUUUUUUGGAAAUUUAUAAACUUACAGACACUGGUAAUUACACAUUAGUUUAUAAAACGGAUGUAAUUAAGGACACACUUAAUCCUCGAUGGAAGAAAUUUAAUGUUUCUGUCCGAACAUUUUGCAAUGGAGAUUAUGACCGUGAUAUAAAAAUAAUUUGUUAUGAUUGGAAUUCAAGUGGGGAUCAUAGCCUUAUUGGUGAAUUUCAUACCACUCUUAAAGGUCUUGCUGAUACUAAUGCCAUCUUUAAAUGUAUUAAUGGGAAAAAAAAAGAGAAAAAAAAGGAUUAUAUAGAUUCUGGAGAAAUUCGUGUAGAAUAUAUAAAAAUACAAUCAACUUAUACAUUUUUAGAUUAUGUCCAAGGAGGAACAGAGAUAUUUUGUACUGUAGCUAUUGAUUUUACAGCAUCAAAUGGUAAUCCAUCAAAUCCAUCUUCUUUGCAUUUCAUCAAUAACAACUCGAUGAAUAGUUAUGAACAAGCUAUAUGGGCAGUUGUAUCUAUAAUAGAAGACUAUGAUUUUGAUAAGCAAUUUCCUGUAUUAGGUUUUGGUGCCAAAAUUCCACCUAGUGGACAAGUGUCUCAUGAAUUUUUUGUCAAUAUGAAUCCUCAAAAUCCACAUUGUUUCGGAGUUAGAGGUGUAUUAGAUGCUUAUCGCUGUUGUAUUAAUCAAGUGCAAUUAUAUGGACCAACAAAUUUCGCACCUGUAAUCAACCAUGUGGCUAGUAUAGCAAAAAAUCGAAGAGAUGGAAGUGGUUAUUUUAUUUUACUUAUACUAACUGAUGGAGUUAUUACUGAUAUGCCAGAAACUAUUCAGGCAAUUAUAAAUGCAUCAACAUUGCCAGUUUCUAUUAUUAUUGUUGGUAUUGGCAAUGCAGAAUUUGAUGCAAUGGAAGAAUUGGAUGCUGAUAAAGGUGGACUGAAAAUGAAUGGAGUUAGAGCAUCGAGAGAUAUUGUGCAGUUUGUUGCAUUUAAUAACUAUCAUGACCUUGAUCCUAGCGUAGCCAAUUUGCAAUUAGCAAAAGAUGUAUUGGCAGAAGUACCUAAACAGUUUAUGGAUUAUAUGAAAGUAAAUGGUAUUGUGCCUAAAAAAAGAGCAUCUCAAACAUCUUCACCAGAAAUUGAAAAUUUGAAAAUCCAAUGAUAUCCAAGAAUUUAAAAUAAUAAAAUUUAAAAAUUAAAUUAUC
Messenger RNA from Sipha flava (yellow sugarcane aphid), 1784 nucleotides. Its product is annotated as copine-8-like. Gene Ontology annotation, cellular component: plasma membrane. Gene Ontology annotation, molecular function: calcium-dependent phospholipid binding. NCBI's taxonomy places the organism in Eukaryota, Metazoa, Arthropoda, Insecta, Hemiptera, Aphididae. The transcript has 8 exons. The record is from RefSeq and is a predicted model, not a curated record. Gene Ontology annotation, biological process: cellular response to calcium ion. The coding region runs from base 98 to 1741 and encodes 547 amino acids.